Molecule: messenger RNA, 3820 nt
Organism: Aptenodytes forsteri (emperor penguin)
Lineage: Eukaryota; Metazoa; Chordata; Aves; Sphenisciformes; Spheniscidae
Gene: DGCR2
Product: DiGeorge syndrome critical region gene 2
Exons: 11
Coding region: 1-1617 (538 amino acids)
Cellular component (GO): membrane
Molecular function (GO): protein binding
Source: RefSeq, a predicted model, not a curated record
AUGGAUGACAAUGUCAUUCUGAAGAACAGAAGUGGUCCACGACUAGCUUUGGCAAGACUUCUUUCAGAGCUCCGCUGUACCCCAGGGCAGUUUGCGUGUCGGAGUGGUACCAUCCAGUGCAUCCCUUCAAAUUGGCAGUGUGAUGGAUGGCCCACCUGUGAGGAUGAGAGUGAUGAAGUUGACUGUCCAGGCUUGACAGGGGACCAGCGAACUUACCAUGGGAAGGAGAAUGUGGACUCCAGGCACAAUCGAGGGAGAGGAGGAGAGGCAACCCGCUUUCACACCGUCAAUGUGGCACAGCCUGUCCGAUUUAGCAGAAAGUGCCCAACAGGAUGGCACCACUAUGAGGGCACAGCCAGCUGUUAUAAAGUGUAUUUAAAUGGGGAGAACUACUGGGACGCCGUGCAGACAUGUCAGCGGGUGAAUGGAUCCCUCGCCACCUUCACUGCAGACCAGGAGCUAAGGUUCAUCCUGGCACAGGAGUGGGACUUGGAAGAAAAAACAUUUGUAAGGAAGGACCAGCGUAGGUUCUGGGUUGGAUAUCAGUAUGUGAUCACCAAUCGAAAUCACUCUCUAGAAGGUCACUGGGAAGUAGCUUAUAAAGGCUCUUCAGAAGUAUUUUUACCCCCUGACCCUAUCUUCGGUACGGCUAUGUCUGAAAAUGAAAACGUUCUUUGUGCCCAGCUUCAGUGUUUCCAUUUUCCUACCCUUCGGCACCAUGGUUUACACAGCUGGUAUGCUGAAAACUGCUAUGAGAAAUCUUCAUUCCUCUGCAAAAGGAGCCAGACUUGCGUUGAUAUCAAAGACAACAUUGUUGAUGAAGGCUACUAUUUCACUCCAAAAGGGAAUGAUCCCUGUUUGAGCUGCACAUGUCACAACGGUGAACCUGAAAUGUGCGUGGCUGCUUUGUGUGAACGGCCCCAGGGGUGUCAGCAGUAUCGCAAAGACCCUAAGGAGUGCUGCAAAUUUACAUGUUUAGACCCAGAUGGCAACAGUUUGUUUGACUCAAUGGCCGGUGGAAUGCGUCUGAUCGUUAGCUGCAUUUCCUCCUUCCUCAUCCUCUCUCUGCUGCUUUUCAUGGUCCACCGGCUACGCCAGAGGCGGAGAGAGCGCAUAGAGUCUUUGAUUGGAGCAAAUUUGCACCAUUUUAACUUGGGCCGCAGGAUGCCUGGUUUUGAUUACGGUCCCGAUGGUUUUGGAACUGGCCUUACUCCACUGCAUCUUUCAGAUGAUGGGGAAGGUGGGGCAUUUCAUUUCCAUGAUCCACCUCCACCCUAUACUGCUUACAAGUAUCCAGAUAUUCAACAUCCAGAUGACCCGCCUCCUCCUUAUGAGGCUUCUGUCAAUCCAGACAGCAUCCUUUGUUCCACUCCAGAUGGAGUUCUUUCUCAGACUGUGCAAAGCAGUCCUCCAUCACUAGGAAACUGUGAUGUAUCCCCACAGCUUACAGAGGGAUCGCUUCCUCCCUCAGUUGGUCCUUCUCCAGUGGAGCUGGAAGACUCUGCUGACAGCAGCACCUUUCUUGUUCCUCCUGACACACCGCUAAAUGAAAACACACCGGCAGAAACUCUUACGGGCAGCCGUCACAGCCACUGUUCUCUCAAUACCAUUGUAUAAAGGAGUAAAAAGCCGACCGCCGGUCAGAAAUAGUUUUAGCAACUGUUUGCACAGAUAAACACUAAUCCGUGGUUUGAACUUCAGAAGGAAUCUCCACUUUGUUUUUUUGAACACUGCUUUUAUGUUCUAGAUUAGGAUUGUGCCUCUCGUUUUUUGGCUGUCGUUAUUCAUUCACUAAUCGGUUAUUCCUGUAAAUAUGGAUUGUAUAACUGCUCUUUUUUCCCAUUGGCUAUGGAAAAGAGUGCAGAGAAUUCCUUUGACUUCUAAGGAGGUGAAAAGUAUGGGUAGUGUUUGGUUGGGUUUGGUUUUUUUUUUUUCUUAACCUGAGAGGAAACAAAAUCUACAUCAGAAAAAAGCUGCUUGGAUUUGGCUGGAUACCACUGGACCCAGGGAACAGACGAUGGAAAAGGAGGGUGGGGGCAGUCACCAUUCAAUCAGUUGCUUUCUCUCUUGCUUCAGUGCUACACUUGGAAAAGGCAAAGAAGACGGAACUGCAGGGGAAGGGGCUGGGGGCCUGUUUUACAGAGCAGGAACACUGAGGAGCUGAAACACAUGCCACCAAGUAAGAGUUACACAGUAUAAAACAUUGCGUGUUUUGAUUUGCCUUGCUGUUUCAGAACACCGUAGGGACUGGAGGAUGAAUGAUCUACGCAAUAUGUGACGAGUGGGUACUAAGAAAACUAGGAUUUGCAAUUACAAUUAUUUGUGUUGGUAGCUGCAAAAUCUCAUGUUGUCAGGUAAACUUCUGGCCCAUAAAGAAGACUGGGUCUGUGUAAUGCUUGUGUCCCUUUGGUAGAAUCCUCAUACGUGUUAGGUAGUACUUUAGGGAAGAGAUGGGGAGCAAUUAACUUUGAUGCAGUCUCACUUUCACUAUAUGAAGCCCCUGUUUGUUAUAAUCUUAUAAGGAAGAUUGAGGUAUUUUUCUUUGUAGUUUUAACUCCUUUACAGUGAACAGUUGCACAAGACUGUCCUGGAUAAAAGACCAUUGUUCUUGCUUUUCUUAUUGCAUGCUAUAUUUAGCAUGUAAAUGUGUUCCCUCACCUCCAUUUCACUUCUUUAUAGUUCUACAAAUACCAUUUAAAAACAGUGAUCAACACACAUGAUGUUUAAUUCUAAUUGGACACUUGUUCCUUAUCUGAGUCCCAUAAAUUGCCAACCCUAUUCUAGGCAUUUCCCCCGUGCCUCCCAAACCAUUUAUCCAGGUCCCACAAGGGGUUAUAAUGAGGUUAGUGUACUUAAAUCAAUGAAGCAGUUUGCUUCAGUCUGAUACGUCAUCUUGAAUUUCCCCCUCAGAUUGAACUCCUUAAACUAAGUUAAUUUACAGAUAGCAAAAAGAUUCAUUCGCUCCCUCACUAAACCCAAAGUCAAGCACUGUUGGUUUUGAUAAUGCGUGCAAAAUAAUCUUUACAGGUGAUUUUAAAUUUAAGUUUGGAUUUCAGUGUGCAAAUAAUUUACCCUUUCCCCCCAUACUCCUCUUGCCUCUGCUUCUCCUUGACUUACUGUAGCAGUCAACAGAUGACAUGAAUUAUAAGGAAUUUGUAAAGAAUGCCCUUUGUGAGUGUUCUCCUGUUACCUUAUGAAGGGUACAAGCCUAGAGGGACAGGAAGAAAACACUGCACGGGGAUGUGUAUGUGGUCUAUUUUUCUAGUAAUGAUGAGAAAUCAUACUCGUAUGACAAAUCCUAACCCACUGUUGUGGUUUCCCAGUGCAGCUGACUCUUUCCCCAUUGAAUAUGCUGCUACUUUCUAUUCUGUGUCUUGCCUAUAGGCUUAUAUACUGUACUUGGGGAUUGGUCUUGACAAUUCAACUCCUUUUGCACAGAAAACUGAGUUUAGUUAUUGACAUCAUAUCUGGUGUCUUGACAUUCAGACACUUGCUAACAAUCUUGAAUCCAUCAGAGAGCGUGAAUCACGGUUCUGGGGUGUGCUGCUGGCACGCAAGUGGGAGGAAGCACUGUUAGGAAGCCUCUCCGCCUGGAGCCGUACCACCGCCCGCGUCCUGCUCUCUGGUUUGACUGGCUCUAACAGCAGUGGUAUGAAACGAGGAGUGAUUCUCCACCCUGUGGGAUGUCUUACCGUCUCCUCCUCUGAGUUCAAGUUCUGGUCUAAUGAAGUGGAUGGAUAGCAGUAGUCAGAACCAUGCGUACAAAUUAUUGAGCAUUUCUGAAGUAUGAAAAUAAAGCGGGUUUUGUGCAUUUUUGAGC